ACCAUUGUCUUUUUCUCUCUUUCAAAAAUGUCAAAAAUAUUUUGUCAAUGUCAAUUGCGUCAUCUUGUUCUUGUUCACGACACGAAUAAAUUUUGCGGAGCAGCUAUGAUUUUUAAUUAAAAACUUAUUCUCGAAGCUAGUACAAGUUUAUAAGGUACUAAGAUGUCUUCGUCGGCGAUAUACAUAUUAGAUGUGAAAGGUAAAGUUCUCAUUUCGAGAAACUACCGUGGCGAUGUGGAUAUGGGUGUGAUAGACAAAUUUAUGCCCUUGUUAAUGGAGAAGGAGGAAGAAGGAAUGUUGACUCCAUUACUACAAACUAGUGAGUGCACCUUUGCUUAUAUCAAGACUAACAACCUCUACAUCGUGUCCACAACAAAGAAAAACGCCAACAUUGCGCUCGUCUUUGUCUUUCUUUAUAAAAUAGUUGAAGUCAUGACUGAAUACUUCAAAGAAUUGGAGGAGGAGAGUAUUCGCGAUAACUUCGUCGUAAUUUACGAGUUGUUAGACGAACUGUUGGACUUUGGCUAUCCACAGACCACAGACAGCAAGAUACUUCAAGAGUACAUCACACAGGAGGGCCAUAAACUAGAAAUGCAGCCUCGCAUCCCCAUGGCGGUCACCAAUGCUGUGUCAUGGAGGUCAGAAGGCAUUAAAUACAGGAAAAAUGAAGUAUUCCUUGAUGUGAUUGAAUCUGUUAACUUGUUGGCUAACUCUAAUGGAAACGUUCUGAGGAGUGAAAUUGUUGGAGCGAUCAAAAUGAGAGUUUACUUGUCUGGUAUGCCUGAAUUGAGACUUGGGUUGAAUGAUAAAGUCCUAUUUGAGAGUACAGGCCGGGGUAAAUCAAAGUCAGUUGAAUUAGAAGAUGUAAAAUUCCACCAGUGUGUGCGAUUGUCGAGAUUUGAAAAUGACAGAACUAUUUCUUUCAUCCCACCAGAUGGUGAAUUUGAACUAAUGUCGUACAGAUUGAAUACACAUGUGAAACCGUUGAUAUGGAUUGAGUCUGUGAUUGAACGACAUGCACACUCCAGAGUUGAGUACAUGAUCAAAGCCAAGUCACAGUUUAAGCGACGGUCGACAGCCAAUAAUGUCGAGAUAAUCAUUCCUGUCCCAGCAGAUGCUGAUUCACCAAAAUUCAAGACCACUAUUGGAAGUGUUAAAUACACUCCUGAGCAAAAUGCUAUCACCUGGUCCAUUAAAUCGUUCCCCGGAGGCAAGGAGUACUUAAUGAGAGCUCACUUUGGUCUACCGUCUGUUGAAUGUGAGGACACAGACGGCAAGCCACCAAUCCAAGUCAAAUUCGAAAUCCCAUAUUUCACCACCUCUGGUAUCCAAGUCAGAUAUCUCAAGAUCAUUGAGAAGAGUGGUUAUCAAGCUCUCCCCUGGGUUAGAUACAUAACACAGAACGGUGACUAUCAGUUGAGAACUAACUGAAACAAGACUACUUUCUUGCAUUCCUUUUAUUUAUAAAUUGCACCUAGAAUAUUAAUAAUUAUGUACUUGCUGUAAUUUUAUCUUAAUCAUAUUUUGGAAGUAUUAUUGUAAGAAAUAUUUGACCAUAUAAUAAAUAAUCAGAAUAUUAAAA
Bicyclus anynana (squinting bush brown) is the source of this 1582-nucleotide messenger RNA. It is a transcript of the gene AP-1mu, whose product is annotated as AP-1 complex subunit mu-1. The coding region runs from base 163 to 1431 and encodes 422 amino acids. The record is from RefSeq and is a predicted model, not a curated record. Gene Ontology annotation, biological process: intracellular protein transport; vesicle-mediated transport. Lineage: Eukaryota; Metazoa; Arthropoda; Insecta; Lepidoptera; Nymphalidae. Gene Ontology annotation, cellular component: clathrin adaptor complex; clathrin-coated vesicle. The transcript is spliced from 2 exons. Gene Ontology annotation, molecular function: clathrin-cargo adaptor activity.